Molecule: messenger RNA, 318 nt
Organism: Oldenlandia corymbosa var. corymbosa
Lineage: Eukaryota; Viridiplantae; Streptophyta; Magnoliopsida; Gentianales; Rubiaceae
Source: the annotation of a GenBank genome assembly
AUGGUGGACAAACAGGAUGAAUCAAGCAAUAUUGAAAGAAAGAAGAUUGCCGAAUCGAAUUGGUUCGUGGGGGAUGGUGUGGUUAUCAUCAAGCUAGAUGGAAUGUUAUCCGAUCGUGGCGAGCAAUCUUAUGUUUCUUUGGGUUCCAUGGAAGAACCCCAAAGGGACAACCUCUUGAUUGGUUGCCUUCUGGAGGGUGCCCUGAAAUAUGUAAGGAAUAUUGCUUCAAGUAAAAUAGUUACAAAGGUGAAAUCUAAGAUUCAGCAAGGGGGUGGGAUUCCUGUUCAGACCAGGAGUAAAGGUGCUCCAUCAGCCUGA